Messenger RNA from Medicago truncatula (barrel medic), 1232 nucleotides. Its product is annotated as serine racemase. Gene Ontology annotation, biological process: D-serine biosynthetic process. The record is from RefSeq and is a predicted model, not a curated record. Lineage: Eukaryota; Viridiplantae; Streptophyta; Magnoliopsida; Fabales; Fabaceae. The transcript has 7 exons. Bases 107 to 1108 code for a protein of 333 amino acids. Gene Ontology annotation, molecular function: pyridoxal phosphate binding; ATP binding; threonine racemase activity.
ACUCAAACCUGAUUUAAAUAGUCUGUCACUAACUAGUAAAAUAGUGCGAACGAAAGAGGAGAGGAGAGGAGGACAGCAUCUCCGGCCGAAGCAAUCAAUUACUUAAAUGGAAGAGGAGAGUCAAAUACCAAAGGGAAGAUAUGCUGCUGAUAUUUCAUCCAUAAAUGAAGCACAUGCCAGAAUAAAAUCAUUGAUUCUUAAGACCCCAGUUCUCUCCUCCACCUCUCUGAAUGCCAUAUCAGGAAGGCAGCUUUACUUUAAGUGUGAAAGCUUCCAAAAGGGUGGAGCUUUUAAAUUUAGAGGUGCAUGCAAUGCUGUUUUCUCUCUCAAUGAUGAAGAUGCGUCUAAAGGGGUUAUAACACACAGCAGUGGAAACCAUGCUGCUGCAUUGGCUCUGGCAGCAAAACUACGGGGGAUCCCUGCAUACAUUGUUAUUCCUAAAAAUGCGCCAACAUGUAAAAUUGAGAAUGUGAAGCGGUAUGGUGGUCAGGUUAUCUGGUCUGAGGCCAAUAUGCGAUCAAGAGAGGAAACUGCGAAUAAAGUGUGGCAAGAAACUGGUGCUAUUUUUAUACAUCCUUAUAAUGAUGGGCGCAUACUGAGUGGCCAGGGUACCAUAUCCUUGGAGCUUCUGGAACAAGCCCCUCAACUAGAUACACUUGUGGUACCAAUAAGUGGAGGUGGUUUGAUAUCAGGAGUAGCAUUGGCUGCCAAGUCUAUCAACCCGGCCAUUCGUAUUUUGGCUGCUGAACCUAAAGGGGCCGAUGACGCAGCACAAUCUAAAGCAGCUGGAAGGAUAAUAACAUUGCCCGAGACCAAUACUAUAGCUGACGGGCUACGAGCAUUUCUUGGAGAUUUCACAUGGCCUGUCGUACGAGAUCUUGUUGACGACAUAAUAACUGUGGAAGACAGUGAAAUUGUUAAAGCCAUGCAACUGUGUUAUGAAAUUCUUAAGAUUGUUGUAGAACCAAGUGGAGCAAUUGGCCUUGCAGCUGUUCUAUCCGAAUCUUUUCAGAAAAAUCCUGCUUGGAAAGAUUGCAAGCAUAUAGGAAUAGUAGUGUCAGGUGGAAAUGUUGAUAUGGCCGUGCUUUGGGAUUCUCUGAACAAAUGAAAUUGACUUUUCAUUUUGCUUAUGUGAAUUUUGAUUGCUCUUGAUGAAUGUUAUUUCAUUACUGAUGUAAUGAUUUUGUGUGGACAAGUUUAUCUCAAUGCUACUAGUUAACUUUUGGAUUGAA